Molecule: messenger RNA, 1146 nt
Organism: Closterium sp. Naga37s-1
Lineage: Eukaryota; Viridiplantae; Streptophyta; Zygnematophyceae; Desmidiales; Closteriaceae
Source: the annotation of a GenBank genome assembly
AUGCCCACUUCAUCGAUCCCGCGCUCGCCCCGACUAUUUUUCCAAUUUCCACUCUUCUCUCCCACGAGCCACCUCGAUGCUCUUCAUCGCGCUCUCUGUAAAUCGCCGUCGCUCUUCAUCUCGUCUCCUCCCGUCAACCACCUCGUCGCCAUCUCAUGCGCGCCUCAAAUUGCCCUCCCGUCGCCCUUUCUCCCUUCGCGUCACCCACCUCGUCGCCUCUGCGCGCGCCUCAAAUCGCCCUCCCGACGCCCUUUCUCCCUUCACAUCACCCAUCUCGUCGCCCUCCUUAUCACCAUUCGCAUCACCCACCUCGUCGCCCUCUCACUCGCCUUUAAUCGUCGCGAUCGCCCUCGCGAUCUCCUCUCCCAUCCCGUCGCCCUCCCCUUCUCCUUCCCCUUCGCCCUCGCCAUGUCCCAUCCCUUCUCGUCGCCCUCUCAAUCUCUCUUCCCUUCGCCCUCUCAGUCACUUCACUUUCUUCCGCCCCUCUCGAUCGCGCUCACGCUCUCCGCGUCUCCUUCCCGCCCCGUCUUACCUCGUCGCCCACACGCUCGCCCCGGAAUGCCCCCCCCCCCGUCGCCUUUCUUCUCUCCCCUCCCAUCACUAACAGUUGCCUACGCUCUUGCUCUGAAACGCCCUCCCCGCGCCCUUCCUCCCUCCCCUCCCAUCACCUUUCUCAUCGCCUUCGCACUCUCCCUCCCGUCGCCCUUGCAAUCUCUCCUCCCAUCCCAUCGCCCUAUUCAUCUGCCAUCGCUCACGUCCUACCCUUCCAUCGGCCUCGUGCUCACGUUCUCCCCUCCCAUCUCCCUCGCACUCACGUUCUCCCCUCCCCUCGCCAUCGCGCUCACGUUCUCCCGUCUUCGCAUCGCCUUCGCGCGCAUGGUCUCCCCUCCCAUCACCUCGCACUCAGAUUCUCCCCUCCCAUCUCCCUCGCGCUCACGUUCUCGUCUCCCGUCGCCUUCGCGCUCGCACCUUCUCGUCCCCUCUCGUCGCCCUCGUACUCUUUCCUCUCGUCCCUUCCUGUUGCCCUCGUGCUCUCCCGUCCCGUCCCGUCACCGCGCUCGCCCCUCACGUCCCGUCCCGUCGCCCUCGUGCUCUCCCCUCCCCAAUGCCCCUCGCAUCACCGAACCCACCACGUUUGUCCCCUGA